UUCAACUACAACUAUUACAUUACAUUCAUCAAAUAAGUGAAAAUUUCAUUCAUCCAAAAGAAGAAUGAAUCUUUCAAUUGAUGAUGAUGAAAUCUUCUCUUUACCUAGCCUCGAUGAACUUGAAUCUAUCACACAUCUUCUUUAUGAUGAUGAUUCCGAUUUUUUCGAAACUCUUUCACCAAUGAGUUUAGAUAGCACAACAUUAUUACCUAAUAAUCCUACCUCAAAUUCACCUGAAUCCCCCAUAAGACCGGAGCCUCCGGAGGAAACAAAGGAAACAUCUGUGGCGCGCGAACGCGAAGAAAGCGCGCCACAAGAUUGGAGGCGGUUCAUAGGAGUGAGGCGAAGGCAGUGGGGCACGUUUUCAGCCGAAAUAAGAGAUCCAAAUAGGAGAGGAGCGAGGCUGUGGCUCGGAACUUAUGAGUCUCCGCAAGAUGCAGCAUUGGCUUAUGACCAAGCCGCUUACAAGAUUCGGGGUACCAAAGCUCGGCUCAAUUUUCCUGACUUAAUUGGCUCGGACGUGCCUAUGCCACCUAGAGUAACGGCUAGGCGUCGUACCCGCUCACGCUCGCGCUCACCCGAGCCAUCAACAACUUCUUCGUCCUCAUCUUCGUCCUCGUCCUCGUCCUCGUCCUUGGAAAAUGGGACGAAAAAAAGGAAAAUAGAUUUGAUAAACUCAAUAGCCAAAGCCAAGCUACUCUGUCGUGUGAAUUUACAAAUGUUGAUACAAAUGGGGGAGCCACAAGCGUCCUAGAGGUUCAUCCGAAUUUCUCUUUAUAAUAAGGUUAUAUAUAGAAGGAUGUUGAUUCUUUUUGAUUUUUUUCGUGUGUUUUAAUAUUUUUAAUAAAAAUUCUGGCUCCUUCGUCAAUUUUAUAUAUUAUAAUGAAUUCAGAUCUACUAUUUAUCGAA
Messenger RNA from Solanum stenotomum, 909 nucleotides. RefSeq names its product ethylene-responsive transcription factor 2-like. The transcript is spliced from 2 exons. The record is from RefSeq and is a predicted model, not a curated record. Lineage: Eukaryota; Viridiplantae; Streptophyta; Magnoliopsida; Solanales; Solanaceae. Bases 65 to 754 code for a protein of 229 amino acids. Gene Ontology annotation, molecular function: DNA-binding transcription factor activity; DNA binding. Gene Ontology annotation, biological process: ethylene-activated signaling pathway; regulation of DNA-templated transcription.